Molecule: messenger RNA, 1404 nt
Organism: Elgaria multicarinata webbii
Lineage: Eukaryota; Metazoa; Chordata; Lepidosauria; Squamata; Anguidae
Product: perilipin-3-like
Exons: 9
Coding region: 1-1404 (467 amino acids)
Biological process (GO): positive regulation of triglyceride storage; lipid storage
Cellular component (GO): cytosol; lipid droplet
Source: RefSeq, a predicted model, not a curated record
AUGCCACUUCUAGCGAGGGAACAGGAGAGAGACGUCUCUCAGAAGCUACAGAAGUUCUGGAAAAAAAAAUUGAAGCUACGUAAACUGCGGCGAGCUAUCGCUCUCAUGAUUUCACCUGAGAAUUUUUCUCGCACUCUAUCAGGUAGCGCCCCAGUGACCAGUGAAUCCAUCAUGUCUUCUAAGAAGCCAGAAUCAAGUGUUAUGUCUUCAGAGACCUCUGAGGAAAGUUUUGAAGAGGAGAAUAUCUUGAAGAGAGUUGGCAGCCUGCCCUUGGUUUGCUCCGUCUGUGACUUGGUUUCUUCAAACUACACCUCCAUCAAAAGAAAAAGUUCGUACCUUCAGACGGUGUGUGAUGGAGCAGAGAAAGGGGUGAAGACCCUCACGGGAGUUGCAGUCAACAGGGCACAGCCAUUGUUGACUUCGUUCGAGCCUCAGCUUGUAACAGCAAACAAAUAUGCCUGUCGGGGCCUAGAUACAAUGGAGGAGAAACUGCCUAUCCUUCAACAGACAGCUGACCAGGUUGUCUCUGAUACAAAAGAACUGAUGUCCUCUAAAGUCACAGAUGCCAAGAACGCUGUAACCCGCAGGGUAUCGGGGAUGGUCGGUUUGACCAAAGAUGCUGUGCAGGGUAGUGUGAAGACCACUGCAUCCAUGGUGACCAGUAGUAUGAGCCUGGUGAUGGGAACAAGAAUGGGACAGAUGGCCAAGAACAGUGUGGAAGCCAUGCUGGGCAAGUCCUAUGCAUUUGUGGAUCACUAUCUCCUCGUAGACGAAGAUAUGGUGGAGCUUAAAACAUGCUGUGAAGGCAAAGUGGAAGAACCCAGGCAACAAAUGCAGACACAGAUAGUGUGCGACAGCUACCUGGCCUGCCUGCUUUCCCUGUUGAGCAAAUUCCACCGCUACGCUUCCAAGCAGUCACGGCACCACCUGCGACGCGCAAUCCGGUGCUUCCAGAGAGUCCUCAAAAAAUGCUAUCUGGAAUGGAGAGCUGGGCUGCUAGCCUUGCACUAUACCAUAACGCUUCCCCUGAGGACCAUCCACCUGAUCGUCCUGUUUACCAUCGAAGAACUAUCGUCCAAGUUUCACGAGCAUGUCCCCCAAGCCUCUUACGUCGCUGCGGAAUUCCAGGUGGCCCUCUCCACCCUUGAUUGCCUACAGGAUCUCUGCCAGAGGGUCUUUACCCGAGUUUGGGGGAAAAUGUUGGAGGAGGAGAACCUGAACACGCUCCUGAACUACAUCGCCCAAACCCUUCCCUUUUGUUUCUUUGUAAACUACUGCAAAUGUAGGACCAACCCAGGCAACACCCUACGGGCUUUAAAGGCCAUGCAAAAGGUGCAGGCCUCAAGAGACAGCCUCCUUGGGCUGCAGGAAUCUGGAAGCAGCAACUUGACAUUGAUCACCUGA